Molecule: messenger RNA, 801 nt
Organism: Aspergillus sclerotioniger CBS 115572
Lineage: Eukaryota; Fungi; Ascomycota; Eurotiomycetes; Eurotiales; Aspergillaceae
Exons: 2
Coding region: 67-801 (244 amino acids)
Source: RefSeq, a predicted model, not a curated record
AUCCCAUUCAAUCCCAAUCCCAAUAACCCAUCCAAUCCUCCAAAAACCUCCUACAGAACAACCAAAAUGGAAGACCCAGGUCCGUCAUCCCACCCCACCCCAUCUAUACAACCCAACCCAACCCAAAACCACCACCCAACUAACAAAUACAUACUACAAUCGAACAAAACAGCCACCGAAAUCCCCACCAUAAUCCACCACCUGACCCAAUCCCCCCCAGAGGACCAACAACGCACAAUCCAAAAAUACUUCACUCCCAGCGCAGCCUUCACCCACCCCUUCUGCCGGGUGCCCCCAUACCCCGGUAGUCGGUGGCUAAUCGAGAAAAUCUACCAAUGGUAUAAGAUCAUGUCACCGCGGAUAGAGCUAGAGGUGCAUUCAGUGGCAUACGACAAACCCACCCAAAAACUGUACCUCCAAAUCUCCCAAAUCUUCUCUAUCUGGGCGAUACCCUUCCACCAGGCCCCCGUAUCCCUAACCACAGUUCUGGAUUUAACUACAGACCCGGCAGAUAAUCGGACGCCGACGAGUGGGCAGGGAAAACGGUAUUAUAUUAAACGGCAGGAGGAUUUUUAUCAGCCGGAGGAGUUUGUCAAGUUUGUGAUGCCGUGGGGGGCCGCGUGGGUGGUUUUUGUCUGGCAGGUGAUGGCGACGGUGGGGUGUGUGUUUGGGGUGGUGGUUUUUUGGCCGGUUUUGUGGUUGGAGGGGAGGGGGGUUGUGGGGGAUGCGAGGAGGGAUGUUAAUGGGGGUGAGAGUGGGAGGGGGGAGAGGAAGAAGAAGGGGGGUUGGAUUGGGUUGUGA